CUCCUGUCUCUCCCUUGUUGUCCCCAUGUGUACCUGCUCCUGGACAUCUCCUCUGCUAACCAUUCACCGUUCCUACUCUCAGGUGGUUCCAGUGGGUCUUCAAGUGACAACCCGAAUCAACGGUACACCAGCCGCUACUGCAAUGGCACCGAAGCUCAAACAGACUAUGAAAUGCACAGUCCACAGGUUCCACGGCCACCUUCCGUGCACCAUCCACUGUGGCUGUGGAACAGUGGCCACGCUCCAGUCAGCAGCAGCAGCAGCAGCAGCCUGUACCCAGCACUGCCCCCUCACCCCGUCACUGGGCUACCACCACCACCACAGCAGCAGCAGCACCUCCAAGGUAACGAGGAGCACCACCUGUACCGCCACGGGACUGCCAGAGUGCCAAUGCCACUACAGCAGCGCCAUUACCAUCACCACCACCAACACCAUCGCCAGCUGCUGCCUGGCUCCCCGACCCUGGCACCUGAGGCUGCCUCUUCAGCUCACGCCGCCUUCCUCCUCCUCUCUCCCCAGAGUCCGGACUCCACCCAGCGAGGACCUUCAGGCUUGCACCUUCGGACUAGGACCGCCUUACCUGGGCACGGCCUUUACCCUCCUGCAGUGCCCCAGGGCCCUGACACUGAGAGCCCACCAAGGCCUCCGAACCAGCAUCGCUACAGGCCCGAGCCAGACAGCACGCCCAUGAUGGGCGUCUGCCCACCACAAAGUUCCGCAGCCACGUCCUGAUGAUAACUUGACACAGAAAGGAAGGAAAAAUCUAUAUAUUAUAUACAGACGGAAAUUAAUAAAAGCCAUAACGUUGAUCAAGUGCUGCAUGGGUCAGGGGUGGGAGCGGGGUGGAUCCCUGAGUAUUUCACUGCAACUUUCUAAUCUGAGCUCAACUGUAAUUGUAAAAUUGUUUUAUUUAUUUAAUAGUCUGUGCCAGAGCUUCAAA
This is a messenger RNA of Chiloscyllium plagiosum (whitespotted bambooshark), 940 nucleotides long. The record is from RefSeq and is a predicted model, not a curated record. Lineage: Eukaryota; Metazoa; Chordata; Chondrichthyes; Orectolobiformes; Hemiscylliidae.